This is a messenger RNA of Carya illinoinensis, 1196 nucleotides long. RefSeq names its product receptor kinase-like protein Xa21. Gene Ontology annotation, biological process: protein phosphorylation. NCBI's taxonomy places the organism in Eukaryota, Viridiplantae, Streptophyta, Magnoliopsida, Fagales, Juglandaceae. The record is from RefSeq and is a predicted model, not a curated record. Gene Ontology annotation, molecular function: ATP binding; protein binding; protein kinase activity. The coding region runs from base 12 to 1196 and encodes 394 amino acids. The transcript has 2 exons.
AAAGUAGAACUAUGGAGUACAUGGAUCUAUCACAAAAUCAAAUUACUGGAAAUAUUCCAAGCAUCAUCGGAGCAUUUGAAAGCUUAAGGUACCUGGACUUGUCAAAUAAUUCAUUUCAAGGCAUCAUUCUAGAAUCUUCUGAAAACUUGAAAGGUUUGGAUAUUUUAAAUGUCUCUUUCAACAACCUCUCUGGUGCAAUUCCCAAGUCGCUUGAGGCACUUUCAUACCUUAAGUAUUUGAAUUUGUCUUUCAACGUGCUAUCAGGAGAGAUUCCAUCAGGUGGGCCUUCCGUAAACUUUACAGCCGAAUCAUUUAUUGGAAACAAGGCACUUUGUGGGAAUCUAACUUUUGGAGUUCCAACUUGUCCAAGACAUCCCCAAGGAUCAAGGGUGAAACAUAAUUUGCUCAAAUAUAUUGUUCCUGCAAUUGUCUCAGUCCUCAUCUUUGUAGCACUGCUUUAUAUUCUCAGCGCACGUCGAGAAAGGAACAUGCAGGUUUCAAGUGCACUUAAUCAAUUGCCUGGCUUGGAGCAUAGAAUGAUAUCAUAUCAAGAAAUUUCUCAAGGGACAAACAACUUCUGUGAAAGCAACUUGCUCGGCGCUGGAAGUUUUGGUUCUGUGUACAAAGGAGCAUUAUCUGACGGGACAAUUGUUGCAAUCAAAGUUUUAAAUUUACAAUCGGCAAAUGCUUUCAAAAGCUUCGAUGUAGAAUGCAAUGUGUUACGAACUAUCCGACAUAUGAAUCUUGUUAAAGUCGUGAGUACAUGCUCUAACCCUGAGUUCAGAGCUUUGGUGUUGCAAUACAUGUCGAAUGGCAGCCUUGAAAGAUGGUUAUACUCUUACAACUACUGCUUGAAUCUUCUUCAAAGAAUAAGCAUUAUGCUCGAUGUGGCAUAUGCAUUGGACUACCUUCACCAUGGGCAAUUAGAACCCGUAGUGCACUGUGAUUUGAAGCCCAGUAAUAUCCUUUUGGAUGAGGAUAUGAUUGCACAAGUCGGUGACUUCGGCAUUGCAAAGAUCUUAAUCGAAAGCAAAGAGGCAACACAAACCAAAACUCUUGGUACACUUGGCUAUAUUGCACCAGGCUUCAGGUGUUCUGAAGAGUUGCCAAAUGAAAGGAUCGAUAUCAAAGAUGUGAUUGUCAACCUUAACAAAAUCAAACUGUCACUUUCUGAGAACAGAAACAGGGGUAUCUGA